Messenger RNA from Grosmannia clavigera kw1407, 2364 nucleotides. RefSeq lists its product as uncharacterized. Lineage: Eukaryota; Fungi; Ascomycota; Sordariomycetes; Ophiostomatales; Ophiostomataceae. Gene Ontology annotation, biological process: regulation of transcription by RNA polymerase II. Gene Ontology annotation, molecular function: DNA-binding transcription activator activity, RNA polymerase II-specific; RNA polymerase II transcription regulatory region sequence-specific DNA binding. The coding region runs from base 1 to 2364 and encodes 787 amino acids. The record is from RefSeq and is a predicted model, not a curated record. The transcript has a single exon. Gene Ontology annotation, cellular component: nucleus.
AUGUCGCAGAGGGGGUCUGCGCCUCACCGUGCCUCGCAUCACUCGUCUUUCACCACCCCUCCCUCGUCCGAAGAGGGCAAGGCUGCGGCGGCCGCCGGCAGCACUGCACCCUCUCACAUCCCGUCUUCCCAGUCGUAUCUCCGCGAUGAGCCUUUCUCGCAACGCGAGAUGCUGCCUGCCGAUCAAGGCAAUAGCAACGGCAACCGAGGAACUGGAGGUGGCGGUGGCGGCAGUGGUGAAAACAGAGGGAGCGGCAUGCCUCCCACGAUGGCGUCAGCCGGCUCGGUUGACGCACCGGCGAGCCUCGAAGACCGGGGAGCCCAAGCAACACCGCCGAGGGCGUUUGACGUGCUCAACAUGCUCAAUCCCUCUGAUGGCGGCGAGGGCGGCUCCCGUCCGCUUCCACGGACGAGGCCGGGAAGUGCGAGCAGCCAUGUCUACAGCCGAGCCAACAGCCGGACUAACAGCCGGACAAACAGUCCGUCUCUGGGCAUGGCAAGACUAGGCAGCAGUGGCCAGCAGUUCUCCGGAACGUCGGCCCCAUCGAUGGCAGGUUCGCCGGCCGGUGGCAGCCAUUCGGCUCUGGCAUCUGCAGCCCUGUCGGCCAAUUUCGACCGUGAAUCGUCUCCGUCGAUGGCACACCAGUACCAGCCGCUGGGGGCACCUCCAAGACGCAUACUGACGCCAAAGUCUCCCCGGCGGGUGAGUUCUGGCCGGAAUACUUCGUCUUAUGGCGGGAGCCCAUAUGGCCGACCCGGCAUGGCAUCAGACCUGCCGCCAGUCCCACCACUUCCACAAAACAUGCGGCCGCCAGCCCUUGGCGGUACGAGCUCGGCCAACAUGGCCAUGCCUUCGCCCAGUCUGUCUAUGCCAUCACUUUCGGCAACACCACCACGCUCAUUUGCACAUCCGAUAUACCCAGGCGGCGCAGGCGGUCCGGAUCCAAGCAGCGGCGGCCCUGGGGGUCAUCCCCAUUCCCAUUCCCAUUCCCAUUCUCAUUCCUUUGACCAACAACAUCACCAUCAUCAGCAUCAACAACUACAACAAGGGCGGCCCUCACCGGGCUUCCCUCCGUCUUCAAUGCAUCGACAAUCACAGAGCUUGUACGGAUCUAGUAUGGGUUCGGGACGAAUGAUGUCUUCCGGCGGGGGUGCUGGUGGACAUCGGGGCGAGGGCUCUCCGUGGCCCAUGUCUGGAAUGAUGGGCGGUGGCGGCAUGCAAGCCGGGGGUGGUCCGGGAAGCGGUGGACACGGCAUGGGCGAGCGAGGAGGCCGAACGGUCUCCAUGUCAGAGGGACAGCAGUUCAUCACGAUCACGCCGUCUGUGGGCGAAGAAAUUCAUGUGCCUGUGGACAUCCACCAGGCGUCGAAGCAGGCGGACGAGAAGAGACUCCGUAAUGCCGGAGCUUCAGCGCGGUUUCGGGCACGGAAGAAGGAGAAGGACAGGGAGGUGCAAUUGGGAAUGCAGAGACUGGAGGCACACAACCGGGAGCUGGCAAAGCGUCUGCACGAGACGGAGAUGCGGAGCGAGUUUUACCGCAGCGAACGCAACCGUCUGUGGCAGGCGAUACUGCAGAACCCCAGCAUGCGCGAGCAGGUUGAGCAAGGGCCGCCAAGUCCAGAUUCGGCAGCUAUGAGCACCACCUCUUUUGUGGCCGAGGGCAGUCCGAUGUCUUCUGGGUCGAUGCAGCAGUAUUCAAGCUCGAUGCAGCAGCAGCAGCAGCAACAUCAGCUGCAGCAACAUCAGCUGCAACAGCAGCAACAACAACAACAACAACAACAACAACAACAGCUGCAACAACAACAUCACUCCCACCAGUCUCACCAUGCACAGAAACAGCCACUGCCGCCGAUGUCAACGAGUCCCCCGAACUCCGGACCUCUCGGCAUGGGCUCGCUUGUUCCCGACUCGUUCAGCCUCGAACGGCCACCCCGGCGACGGCGUACAGACUCCGGCCCGGGGUCCGAUUUCCAUGCGAUCUCCUACUCCUCUCCGCUUCCGACCACCCUCCCUCCCCUGCCACAGACCGGCUAUCACAGCCUGACACCGUCACCGCUGUCCGGAUCGCCCAACAUCCCAAACCCGCGGUUGCCUCCGCUCCGUCUCGAAGCGGUCGGCACGGCCUCUGCUGGAAGCAGCGUUGGCCGCUUAGGCGGCGGAAGUGCAGGGGGCUACACCACAGCGUCGCCGUCACCGGAGCCGUUGCUGGGACCCUCGGUUCCUCCUCCGCCAGGGCCCUACCCCCCCAUAACAACAUCAGCCCCCUCGUCGGUGAUGUACUCGCGAACCUACGAGACGGCCGGUUGGGCCACGGACUCGCCAUCGCCACAUCCGUCGCACGACCAAGGACACUUUUCGCGAUAG